Messenger RNA from Helicoverpa zea (corn earworm), 941 nucleotides. RefSeq lists its product as uncharacterized. NCBI's taxonomy places the organism in Eukaryota, Metazoa, Arthropoda, Insecta, Lepidoptera, Noctuidae. The transcript is spliced from 7 exons. Bases 183 to 851 code for a protein of 222 amino acids. The record is from RefSeq and is a predicted model, not a curated record.
CGUACCGAUAAGCAUAGUAUCACACGAGUGCAGAUCUCUGAUAACUUAUCACCGUACCUUAUUUUAAUAUAUCAAAAAUGUUCAUAGUAUACAGCUAGUGGUUGUGUUUAGUGCGUUCAAAACGGUAUUGUUUUUUUGUACUGCCUGUGUAGUAUAGUUAAAAUGAUUGUAAGGUUAUAACAAUGUUGAACCGGAUCGUUUUUUGCUGUUUAUUUUUUGUGUUAGUGUGUGCUCAGACAACUGAAGACGAAGACAAAUGUGUAGAAAUCAACUGCGUUGGUGUAGAAUACGACUGUAUUGACGGCACGUGCUAUUGCGCUAAAGGAUACGUGCCAAAUCACUAUCACAACAAAUGUAUAAGAUGUCCCGGCUUAGGAGAGAAGUGUUUGGGUCCUUGUUGCAACGCGUACGGCAACGGGAGCCUGCAGUGUUGGCAAGGGAUUUGCCAGCCUUGCUACGAUAACCUCGGUAAAUGGACUUGCAGGGAAUCGCUAGAACAAAUUCUUCUGAUUUCCAGUACUCAGGUGAUAAUGGGCGCUGCGCUGAUCCUCGGGAUUAUAGCCACGUUCGUACUACUCUACAAACUUUGUGCAGCUACGGAUUUGAGAGCCUUCGGCCCGGGAUACAACGGUGACGGCCGUCUGUCUAUCGGAAGUUUACAAUUGUACGUUGAAGAAAGGUUACGAGACGCCCCACCAAGAUAUUCACGAACGCCAGUAGCAGGCUCUGCAACAUACCCUGCCGUAGCAUUUCUCAAUGCUGGAUUUAUCCACGACAGCAGUAUUCCGCCUCCCCCAUACACGCCAGAAGAUAAACCAGAAGAGAACCGAAACACAGUAAACCAUAUAUGAAACCAUUCAGUAUUGUAUUAAACAUAGGAAAACUGUAAUUUAAGUAGACAUUUUUUCAAAAAAGUGAUAAUAAUAAAGUUAUUGUUCAUA